This is a messenger RNA of Musa acuminata AAA Group (dessert banana), 985 nucleotides long. Its product is annotated as agamous-like MADS-box protein AGL61. Lineage: Eukaryota; Viridiplantae; Streptophyta; Magnoliopsida; Zingiberales; Musaceae. Gene Ontology annotation, molecular function: protein dimerization activity; DNA-binding transcription factor activity, RNA polymerase II-specific; RNA polymerase II cis-regulatory region sequence-specific DNA binding. The record is from RefSeq and is a predicted model, not a curated record. The coding region runs from base 291 to 815 and encodes 174 amino acids. The transcript has 2 exons. Gene Ontology annotation, biological process: regulation of transcription by RNA polymerase II.
CUAUGGUCGCCUCAACCCUUUAUUGCAGCUUAAUGUCCUAAUAAUCCUUGUAGUUGGGCCUACUCUGUAGUUCCAUCUGGACCGUUUGAUUCUCAACAUCAGCGUGAUUGCGUUAAGAUAUCGUGAGCCAAACAACUACCCAUAUUAAUCCGUCCACGAUAUUCUUCGUGAUGGUGAUCGAUCGGAAGCCAUUUCCCAUUCCAACCUCCUCUCCUUCUCUGUGUCCACAAGAACCGUAACAACUAACAAGAACCCUUUCUAUCCUUUCCUUCGCUCUCUCGUUCGUAACCAUGGCGAUGGAGAGUUCUCUGGUAGCGGCGGCGAAGAAGAAGGCGAAGAAGAAGGGCACCAGCCAAGGGAAACAAAAGAUCCCCAUCAAGAAGAUCGAGGACCGUGCGCUUCGCCGCGUGGUCUUCAACAAGCUUCGCAGGGACCUCUUUGGCAUGGCCGCAAGGCUCUGCGCCACCACUGGUGCCCGCAUCGCCAUCAUCGUCUUCUCCCCCAGCGGCCGCCUCUUCACCUUCGGCCGCCCUUCUGUCGCCGCCGUCCUUCGCGCUUUCCUCCUCGGUCGCCUGCGACGGCCGGCGGAGCCGGAGGAGGUGCUGCGCGGGCCCGCGUUCGCCGAGGCCGAGGAGCGCGCGUCGACCCUGGAGGCGCCGCAGCGCCGCCUUGAGAGGCUGGAGAAGUUGCGGAGACUGGCGCUCGCAAGAGCCCACGAGUUGGCGAGUGCGAGGGAAGAAGCGGAAGCGGCCUCCAAGACGACGGACGUCGACCCCGUCACUGCUACUCCGGACGACAUCCCUGCCAGAGAUUGAACGCAGGGCGACGUACUUGCGCUGCUGGGAGCGAGGAUUUCGGAGCAACACCAGUAUCAAACACUACUCUGGAUAGCAAUAGAAAUAGCAAGAGGAGAAAAGUAUAGCAAGAAUAAGAGGAGUGGCUUCUCCACUCUUGGUUGUACAUUAGAAGAGAAUAAGGCAGGCAU